Messenger RNA from Pomacea canaliculata, 3448 nucleotides. RefSeq lists its product as uncharacterized. The coding region runs from base 606 to 3428 and encodes 940 amino acids. The transcript is spliced from 9 exons. NCBI's taxonomy places the organism in Eukaryota, Metazoa, Mollusca, Gastropoda, Architaenioglossa, Ampullariidae. The record is from RefSeq and is a predicted model, not a curated record.
UCUUCCGCCUGCACACGCAGCCAGCAUGAACCCCACGGGGUCACGGUGACAUCGGUAGUGCUUGUAUUCCUUGUCUGCUGCAUUCAGUGGUGAGGGCCAGUGUUCAACAGACGGGCAGGACUCCAUUCACAGUUGGCUGUGUGCUGUGUGAACAUCGUGUCACGUGAAACAAGACCCGGCGACGCCGAGUGUGGAGUACAGUGGGUCUUUGUUCAUCGCCACACACACCACAGCUGUGAGGGAGAGCGCCUUACCCUCCUCCCUCUUUCCCCAUCUGCUCAUGGCGGUCAGCACGACCUCACCCAGUGGUUUUCACAGAUUUCAUUUGGUCCUGACGAGAGUUCAUCGGUGCAGCCGUGAUAUUGAGGGAAGGAUGGUGCAGGACAUGUUCCACUUCUAGGCGGAGGAAGAGACACCACGUGACCUGAGCCGUUGCCUGGCGACAAAACAUCACUGACGUGAACAGAGACGAGUUUCCUGGCCUUGAAAACUUUGGUUUCCAUGACGGUCAGAAAGAACUGAAGUACUUUCUAGGAGACAUGCGCUAAUACUGCAGUUUGGAGUGUCACGUGGUACUUCCGGUGUCUUGAGUCAUAUCUGUGAAGAUGGAGGAAGAACAGGCCCAACAGGUGGCUACCCGAGAAAUGGUUGACUUCAUCCGGGGACAGUAUCCUCAUCUCCACUCAGACUGCCAUUUCGUGCCUGAUGAGCUCUUCUCGCGGACCAACUACACUGCACUGAGGGAGUUGUCGUCCCCCUUUGAUGGUGUCGUCUGGCGUCAGGACGAGACGGAGCUCUCCAGCGUGUGCUGCGACCGCACCGAGGCUGUCGUCAGACGGGUCCUACGUCACGUGAUCCAACGGGAACCUCUGUUUGUUCUGUCUAACUUCUCAUUCGACAACUACCUCACCAAGACAUUAAGCAGCACAGAGAUGUCGAGGAUGAAGAUGACCUUAUCUACGGUAAAAGACCUGUUCCCCAACCUCAGCCAACUGGAGACCACUCUGAGGCGAGGGGACUUUGACAACCUCAUCAUCUCCCGCAAGAUGGGGCUGCUUGUCAUUGAAGUCAAGACCAUUGGCAUCCAGAUCAAUGCCAACGUUCCCGAACUUCCCCGUGAGGAGAUGGACAUCAGUGACAAAAGCUACGAACAGAAGGUAACUCAAGGCAUCAGCCAGCUGGACAAGGCUGGCGUUGUGCUGCAUCAUCUUUUUCAAGAUUGUAGAAAGUCACUUCCGGUCACAAAAUGUUUGGCUCUUCCCAACCUUCCCAGACGUCUUCUGGAAUGCAUAGUCAGCAGGAGCCCUGACCUGCAACAUGCAUUCUGCAGGUGUCUGGAUGCUUCUUCAGUGGCAGAGGCGGCCGCCAAAUGCCUGUGUGCUGACGACCUGACACCUGGGGAAGAAACAGCACACGACCCCCGCAUGACCUGGUGGUGUCACGUGACCACAGACAGCUCAGCCGUGGAAGACGAGACGAAAAGACAUUUGUCUGAGAAGGAAUAUGAAGUUAUUAUUUGCCGGUUGUGCGGGCCUUAUUCCAAGCACCCAGUAGAAAACCGCAAGAACGCCAGACAGGAGGUCCGCACUGUCGACGACGUCGUCUACCUGACGGGUGUCCGUUUCGGUGCAGCUGUUCUUGGUGAGGAUCAGCUGGAGGUCUUCAAGAGCGACGAACGCUUCGUCUACUUGGCGGGACCACCUGGUUCAGGUAAAACUCUGAUUCUGGGCCUGAAAGCUGUUCACUGGGCCGAGGAAGGCUACCACGUCAUCUUCCUUGGAGUCGAAGGUGUUGCGUGGGGCAGUCUCGUGUCUAGGACCUUGUUCCAGCGCGUGACAGAGUUCAUGAGGUCAAAAGUCGAGAGAGCAAACAAACGUGAUCGUUGUGAAAGAGGCAUCAGCAUAGGAGACCAAGCGACUCCAGCACCGCAGGGAAAAAAGAAGAGAAAGAAAAAGAAAAGGACAGGAAAUGAGGACUACAGUCAGAGUAACCAUGUUAACGAUGCCACUGGCUGUAACCGCUCGUCAGUAGAUGUGAGUGACGACGACACCAGCAUGCAGACAGAGGACACCACACCCACAGCACACGAGCCUCCCCUAGCAAGCGACCCUUGUACACAGACCUGUCACGUGCACUAUCACGAGGUCGCCAUGGACACUCACGCAGAAGCAUUUCUGGAAGAACUGGUUAACAAGUAUCAGGCCCGUGGCAAGGGCCUGCGUUUUGUUUUGGAUGAAAUUCCUGAGAAAAUGACUUUACCCCGACUAUCUAACAAUGUGUCUGGUAUCAUCAGGCGACUAGCAGGGUGUGUCGACCAUUAUGAACAGCUCCUGCGCGAGGCUGAUCAGGGCGAGGUCGGAGGUCAACGUGAGACAUCUGCGACGCCGGCGAUAGAGGGCGCUGCUUUGGUCAGGGAGAACACUGUUAAGAUCAACCAGCACCUAGGGAUCGUGGCGAAGGUCAUGGAGAAGAUGGUGACCGCAAAGGAGAAACAUUCUGUGCUACGGUGUGACCCAUGGCCGGCAAGGUUGAUGGAAGUUGACAGGCUAUACCGGACUUUGUGUGAGUACAGCCAGAGAGUCCGUGCCUGGGGUACUCACACCCGUCACCACUUGGAACAGGUGCAGGUUCUGCUGCAAGAAGCCUCCGGGCUCUUCUUCAACCUCCAGACCUGGCUGACGUCCUUCACCUUGCACGACAUUUGCUGCGCGAUUGUGGGGCGCGGUGACCCCGUGGAUGUGGGGCUGUGGGGCUCCGGGGUGUACGUCACCUACCAGCCCCAAAGCUUGCAGCUGAAGCAGCUGACACGGUGCCUCCGCUGCCCACCCAAUGUGCAGAUCAUCUUGGAGGAGACCAACAAGGACAUGGUGCAUCCCACCGAUUUUGCUUACACCACAAGCGCAGCAGUGGUCAACCCCAACCUGCCCUUACCAACACAGGGGCCGCCGAUACAGCUGCUUGACCACCGAGGUCACGUGACUGAGGCAAGAGAAGUCAUAGACUGCAGGAAGUGUGGAGAGACCCUAGCCAACUAUAUCCUGGACAAAAUUGGGAACCCGCUCAGCCCGCUCCACGCGGAAGACAUUUUUAUCGUCGGCCCGUUUGACGUGGGCGAGAAAAACCCGCCACUGAUCCGAACGCUCAUCGACAGGGGCAUCGGUGUGCAAACAGAACAACACACGAUAAGUAAACCCCCACCGUACCCAGGGUGUGUUUUUGCAGUUGGAGGCGCUGCAGUGCAGGGAUUGGAGGCCAAGUUGGUAGUCUUCAUACCGGAAGUCAGUCGCAUACCUCUUGACAAAGCUGAUCUCAAACAGUUCCGGCCUGACUUGCCUGACUGGCUCCGAAGCAUGGGUCGGUGGAACAGAUGCCAUCUGUGGUUUGUGGCCUCACGAACUCUCUCACAGCUGAUCGUCUUCCACGUGUAGGCGGCGCCACCAUCUGUAGA